Molecule: messenger RNA, 2560 nt
Organism: Gekko japonicus
Lineage: Eukaryota; Metazoa; Chordata; Lepidosauria; Squamata; Gekkonidae
Gene: ALG9
Product: ALG9, alpha-1,2-mannosyltransferase
Exons: 15
Coding region: 1-1788 (595 amino acids)
Biological process (GO): protein N-linked glycosylation
Cellular component (GO): endoplasmic reticulum membrane
Molecular function (GO): alpha-1,2-mannosyltransferase activity
Source: RefSeq, a predicted model, not a curated record
AUGGCGGCCAAGGGGCCCCGGCAGCGGGCUCGAGGGGCUGGCGGGGAUGUGGCGGCGGCGGCGGCGGCGGCGCCCCCCCGGCAGGUGUCUGGGAGCAAAGCGGGACACGUCUGGGCCCCCGAAGGAUCUACAGCUUUCAAGUGUCUGAUCUCAGCCAGGUUCUGUGCAGCUCUGCUGAGUAACAUCUCUGACUGCGAUGAGACGUAUAACUACUGGGAACCUACACACUACCUCGUCUACGGUAAAGGCUUCCAGACGUGGGAAUACUCUCCCGCCUACGCCAUCCGCUCCUACGCUUACCUGUGGCUCCACGCCUUGCCUGCCCUGUUCCAUGCCAGAGUUCUGCAGACAAACAAGGUCCUCAUCUUCUACUUUGUCCGCUGCCUCUUGGCCUUCCUGAGUUGUGUUUGUGAACUUUACUUCUAUAAGACGGUGUGCAAGAAAUUUGGGCUGCACGUGAGCCGCCUAAUGCUGGCUUUCUUGGUCCUCAGUACUGGGAUGUUCAGCUCAGCAGCCGCUUUUCUCCCCAGCAGCUUCUGCAUGUACAGCACAGUAGUAGCAAUGACUGGGUGGUACAUGGAUAAGGUCUCUCUGGCGGUGAUGGGAGUGGCUGCUGGGGCCGUCGUCGGCUGGCCCUUCAGUGCGGCACUUGGGCUUCCAAUCGCCUUUGACUUCCUGAUACUCAAGAGAAGAUGGCGGAGCUUCCUGAAGUGGUCUCUUGUGGCAUUGGUGGUAUUCCUGGUACCCCUGGUGGUGGUCGACAGUUAUCACUACGGGAAGCUGGUGAUCACGCCUCUCAAUAUUGUUUUGUAUAACGUCUUCACGCCACACGGACCGGAUCUUUAUGGCACAGAGCCCUGGUCCUUCUACUUUGCUAACGGCUUCCUCAACUUCAACGUGGCCUUCGCACUGGCGCUCCUGGCCUUGCCCUUGACCUCGCUGAUGGAAAACCUUCUGCAGAAGUUUCAUGUUCAGAACCUGGGCCGCCCUUACUGGCUGACGCUCUCCCCCAUGUACAUCUGGAUCCUGAUUUUCUUCAGCCAGCCCCACAAAGAGGAGAGGUUCCUGUACCCCAUCUACCCCCUCAUUUGUCUCUGUGGAGCCGUGGGACUCUCUGCCCUCCAGAAGUGCUACCACUUUAUAUUCCAACGCUACCGCCUGGAGCACUACACAGUCUCUUCGAACUGGCUGGCGCUGGGGACCGUCUUCGUCUUCGGGCUGCUGUCCUUGUCACGCUCCGUGGCUUUGUUCAGAGGUUACCACGGUCCUCUUGACCUGUACCCGGAAUUCCACCGCAUUGCCACCAACCCAACCAUCCACACGGUGCCGGAGGGGAGGCCGGUUCACGUCUGCGUAGGGAAGGAAUGGUAUCGGUUUCCCAGCAGUUUCCUCCUGCCGGAGAACUGGCAGCUUCAGUUCAUUCCGUCGGAAUUCAGGGGCCAGUUGCCGAAGCCCUUCGCCAAAGGACCGAUGGCCACGCGCAUCAUGCCGGCCGAUAUGAACGACCAAAACCGAGAAGAGCCCUCCCGCUACUUUGACAUUUCCAAAUGCCACUACCUGGUGGAUCUAGACACGCCGGUGGAAACACCCAGGGAGCCAAGAUAUGCUGCUAAUAAGGAUGAGUGGAUCAGUAUCGCUUACAAGCCAUUCCUAGAUAGUUCCAGGUCUUCAAAGCUGUUUCGGGCCUUCUACGUCCCCUUCCUGUCUGACCAGCAUACAACGUACGUGAACUAUACCAUCUUGAAGCCCCGGCGAGCGAAGCAAGUCAGGAAGAAAACGGGAGGCUAGCAACUCCGGGGGCCCAUAGAGAAUCGGCCAGAAGGGUUGGCUUUCUGCUUCCUUAAUUCCACCUCCUACCCCUACAUUUCUACACGGAGGGCGGCAGGGGUGCCAGGAACGGGGCUUGCGAUGGUUUCCCCUGCGGCUGUUCGUUCUGCGGGGUCUUUCCAGCUACAUGACCGGCCCACGGUUGGCGGUUCCCCGCUUUGCUUCCUGGGCCGUCAGCAAGGCCGUGACCCUGCUGCUCUCUUGCUGUAAGAGGGAACAGGAGCAGACGUCUGGGACCAUUUCCUAGGUGCGGCAGGGUCUCCCGAGUGUGCCCACCUGUCUCUCAGCUGUCCCCCCUACGCUACGGAACAUCUCACUCGCUCUUGAAGGGAGUUCGUGUUCCUUCUCGGAGGGGCUUUCAAAAGAGGAACGGUCGCGAUGGCUGGCAGGAACACAAAAAGCUCCCUCUGGCCAACGGACAAAAUUGCUCCCAAAACGGACCUGGAGGGGGCGGGCAGGACUUUGCACUUUCAGAAACAGACAUUGCUAGCGGCGUAAUUUAGCGGAACGUGACUUUUGUGUCCGUGGAGUCUCCUUCCCACCGUCCUCGUAAGCACCUGCCACGGGAGGAUUUUAGAAGGUUCUGUGGGGAAGGUCCAAGCUCUGUAAAUUCAGAACAUUUACAGAGAUGUCGGGGAAAACACGAGGCCCUCCUUGGGCUUGCUUAUUUCGGGCUGUACCAUGUGAUGAAACUGUUGUUAGAUGUUCAUUAAAAAUUAGGCUCUGCCUCCUC